Leopardus geoffroyi (Geoffroy's cat) is the source of this 5831-nucleotide messenger RNA. RefSeq names its product leucine rich repeat containing 4 (gene LRRC4). The coding region runs from base 1993 to 3945 and encodes 650 amino acids. Gene Ontology annotation, cellular component: plasma membrane; postsynaptic density membrane; glutamatergic synapse. The transcript is spliced from 2 exons. Gene Ontology annotation, molecular function: protein binding. NCBI's taxonomy places the organism in Eukaryota, Metazoa, Chordata, Mammalia, Carnivora, Felidae. The record is from RefSeq and is a predicted model, not a curated record. Gene Ontology annotation, biological process: modulation of chemical synaptic transmission; postsynaptic density protein 95 clustering; synaptic membrane adhesion.
AUCUCCGAACUCCGCGUAUGCUGCCCGGGCCGCGCGCGGCCAGGCGCCCCGUCAGCAGUCGGCGGGGGUGAGGAUGACGCGGACCGGGCGGGAGGCCGGCCAACUGCAGCAACCCCGCCGCGCCACCCGCUUCCCGGCCCCGGAGCCCACCGCGUCCGGAGCCGGAGGGGGCCCGGCGCCCGGGGGCGGGGCGGGGCACGGACCGCGGUCUCUCCCGCAGCAGCCCCGCCGCUCCAGCCUAUCAGCGGCCACCCGGCGGCUCCCUCGGCUGGACCAAAAUAGCUGCGAACGCCUGCGACUUGCGCGCGGCCCCUCACUUGACGCUCACUCCGGCUCGUUCGCCCGCUCCGCUCCCCUCGCCUAAAGGGGGCGGGGAGGAAGCGCCGGGGAGGGGGGUGGGGGGUGGGGGAGAGAGAGGAAGGAGGAAGGAAGGAAGGAAGGGAGGAAGGAAGGAAGGAAGGAAGGAAGGAAGGAAGGAAGGGAGGGAGGGAGGGAGUCGGACGGAGGCGCGGAGCUCGGGGCUGCGCGGCGCGGCGCUGGAAGGCGCCGGCGUUAACCCCUCGAGGGCAGGCAGCGGAGGGGGAGCGGUGUUAAUACAUAAGAGCACUGCAUCACGCUAAUCUUCUCCCCAGAACAGUAUGCGUCAGCAGUACAUUCACGUUCUGACUGAAGGACAAAAGGAUGAGAGAGCAGUCUGCGUGGCUGCUGCCUGCAACACCGCGAGCCCGGCGCGAGGAGGAGACGGUGGGCGCCGAGCGCAGGGGCCCCGCUGCUGCUGCCGCUGCUGCUGCUGCCGCCGCCGCCGCCGCUAGCCAGCGCGGACCAUGUUCUCGGGCUCCGGAGCGUUCCCCGCAGCCGCGACCCCCGCUGCUCACGCCACCGCCGGCGCUCGGGCCGCUGCAGCAGUCCGCGGGCGGCGCAGCCACUGAAGGCGCCGCGAGCCAAAGCCCGGAACUCGCUCCCUCCGCACAAAGCCAGAGCCGGCGGCGCGCCGGGGGCCCGGCUGCGGCGGGCGGCGGCGGGCGGUUGCGCGCCACCGGGGGCUGCGGCCGCCGCCGCCGCCGCCGGACCCGCGCCCGCCCCCGGACUCCCUGAAGGGGCCUGCGGUGCGGGCGCGACCCGGCCGCCGCGCGCUUCUCCGGCCGGCGGACCUGGUCCCGGCGCUGCCUCCACGCCGCUGACCCUCAGGGGGCUGGACGGACUGCUGCUCCUCGCGCCGGCAGACGGCGGGCUGGGAAACUAAGCCCAGUUUUGGUCUUUUUAACCCUUGAGAGAAGAGGCGAGCAAAGAAGGGGGUGUGUGUCUGGGGAGGGCGAAGGAGCCGCGAACACCUCCUCUUAACUCUCGCAGCCCCGCGGGCGAACGACUGCAUCAGCUGCCUCCGGCCGGAACCGCCGACACAAGGAGAGGGGGCAGCGCAGCAGCGAGCGAGCGAGCGCGGCCUGGGAGGCUUCGGGGCGCCCCCUCACCCCCGCCGGGUGGCAGCCGCGGGAGCGGGCUGGGGGCGCCGGAGGCACGCUCCGGCGAUGAAGCGGCUUCCCCCGUGGCUGGUGCGAGCCGGUGCCAGGGUCCAAGGACAAAGCAGGGAAGCGCUGGUGGCGCCGCUCCUCGCGCUGAGGGGGGGGCAUGCACCUGCAUAGCCCGCCGGGCCUCGGCUCUCCCCGGCGCGCCUCAACUCCGCUGCUUCGCCGUAGCCUGCUCCGGAUUUACUAGAAGCCAUUUUGUCUCCCCCACCCCUCCCCUCCCCUCCCCUCCCCUCCGCCCUCCCCGCCCCCUCCACUCCCCCCCUCCCCCCGUUUUGUUAAUUAAAACUAAGAAGUAAGAAUGGCAACGACGUGGCCGGCUCCCGUGGAGAACGCUUAAGGACACCACGCCAAUUCCUUCCUUCCGAGAUGGAAAGAGGAGCUCCUAGCUCAUUUAAGCCGGGGUAGGGCUGGUUCUCCUUUCCGAGCCAAAAUCCCAGGCGAUGGUGAAUUAUGAACGUGCCACACCAUGAAGCUCUUGUGGCAGGUAACUGUGCACCACACCUGGAAUGCCGUCCUGCUCCCCGUCGUCUACCUCACGGCGCAAGUGUGGAUUCUGUGUGCAGCCAUCGCCGCUGCCGCCUCCGCCGGGCCCCAGAACUGCCCAUCCGUUUGCUCGUGCAGUAACCAGUUCAGCAAGGUGGUGUGCACCCGUCGGGGCCUCUCCGAGGUCCCUCAGGGUAUUCCCUCCAACACCCGGUACCUCAACCUCAUGGAAAACAAUAUCCAGAUGAUCCAGGCCGACACCUUUCGCCACCUCCACCACCUGGAGGUCCUGCAGCUGGGCAGGAACUCCAUCCGGCAGAUCGAGGUGGGGGCCUUCAACGGCCUGGCCAGCCUCAACACCCUGGAGCUGUUUGACAACUGGCUGACAGUCAUCCCCAGUGGGGCCUUUGAGUACCUGUCCAAGCUGCGGGAGCUCUGGCUUCGCAACAACCCCAUAGAAAGCAUCCCCUCUUAUGCCUUCAACCGGGUGCCCUCCCUCAUGCGCUUGGACUUGGGGGAGCUCAAGAAGCUGGAGUACAUCUCUGAGGGCGCUUUUGAGGGACUGUUCAACCUCAAGUACCUGAACCUGGGCAUGUGCAACAUUAAAGAUAUGCCCAAUCUGACCCCCCUGGUGGGGCUGGAGGAGCUGGAGAUGUCAGGGAACCACUUCCCUGAGAUCAGGCCUGGCUCCUUCCACGGCCUCAGCUCCCUCAAGAAGCUAUGGGUCAUGAACUCACAGGUCAGCCUGAUUGAGCGGAACGCUUUUGAUGGGCUGGCCUCACUUGUGGAACUCAACCUGGCCCACAAUAACCUCUCUUCUUUGCCCCAUGACCUCUUCACCCCACUGAGGUACCUUGUGGAGUUGCACCUACACCACAAUCCCUGGAACUGCGAUUGUGACAUUCUGUGGCUAGCCUGGUGGCUUCGGGAGUACAUACCCACCAAUUCUACCUGCUGCGGCCGCUGUCAUGCUCCCCUGCACAUGCGUGGCCGCUACCUGGUGGAGGUGGACCAGGCCUCCUUCCAGUGCUCUGCCCCCUUCAUCAUGGAUGCCCCUCGGGAUCUCAACAUCUCCGAGGGUCGGAUGGCGGAACUUAAGUGUCGGACUCCCCCAAUGUCCUCCGUGAAGUGGCUGCUGCCCAAUGGGACAGUGCUCAGCCACGCCUCCCGCCACCCGAGGAUCUCUGUCCUCAACGACGGCACCUUGAACUUUUCCCACGUGCUGCUCUCAGACACCGGGGUGUACACUUGCAUGGUGACCAACGUGGCAGGCAACUCCAACGCCUCGGCCUACCUCAACGUGAGCACGGCCGAGCUCAACACCUCCAACUACAGCUUCUUCACCACAGUCACAGUGGAGACCACUGAGAUCUCACCUGAGGAUACGACGCGCAAGUACAAGCCUGUUCCUACGACGUCCACUGGUUAUCAGCCGGCAUAUACCACCUCCACCACGGUGCUCAUUCAGACCACCCGUGUGCCCAAGCAGGUACCCGCGACAGACACCAAUGAUAAGAUGCAGACCAGCCUGGAUGAAGUCAUGAAGACCACCAAGAUCAUCAUUGGCUGCUUUGUGGCAGUGACUCUGCUAGCUGCCGCCAUGUUGAUUGUCUUCUACAAACUUCGUAAGCGGCACCAGCAGAGGAGUACAGUCACAGCCGCCCGGACAGUUGAGAUCAUCCAGGUGGACGAAGACAUCCCAGCGGCGGCGUCUGCGGCAGCAACAGCAGCUCCGUCCGGUGUAUCAGGUGAGGGGGCAGUAGUGCUGCCCACAAUUCAUGACCAUAUUAACUACAACACCUACAAACCAGCACAUGGGGCCCACUGGACAGAAAACAGCCUGGGGAACUCUCUGCACCCCGCAGUCACCACAAUCUCUGAACCUUAUAUAAUUCAGACCCAUACCAAGGACAAGGUACAGGAAACUCAAAUAUGACUCCCCUCCCCCCAAAAACUUACAAAAUGCAAUAGAAUGCACACACACACACACACACACACACAUACAUACACACACACACACACACACACACACAAGACAGCAACUUUUGUACAGAGUGGGGAGAGACUUUUUCUUGUAUAUGCUUCUAUAUUAAAUCUACGGGCUGGUAAAAGAAACAGAUUAUAUUAAAAUUUAAAAACAAAAAUUCAAAACAAAACUAUUUUCUAACUUGUAAGUUCUAUUUAAAGGGGGGAGUGGGGUUCUUGGGAACGUUGUGGGGUAGAAGCCACAAGUCAACUUGCUAUGAUGCCAGAAGGGAUUUCUGAUACAAGGCUGAAACUGCUAAGAUAAACUAAAACAACAACAAAUAUCCCUAAAGAGGUAGGGUGUGGGCUGCUGAGGGGUGGGGUGGGGGUGGGGGUAGACUGUCAUUUUUUAGAAGAUGCUUCACAGCAUACAGGAAUACCCAUUUCUAUAGACACCUUUCUUAAGCUGAGAGCUGUCUUUGCAAAUUUAUUUUAAAAAGAAAUACAAAAAAAGCACCGAGAAUUUGUACUGUGCUGAAGUGUCGAGAGGCAAUAAUUUUUUUUUUCUUCAGAGGCCAAGGGGAAGAUAGAUCUGUAAAUGUAUUCUAAACAGGAAAACCACCAAAAUUUAAAUGACUCCUUAAAGGGGCUCGGUCUUUCCGUCUGUCCAUGUGCACAAGGCUCCUUGGUUUGUGCACCGGGACACGCGCGUGCCCCGCCUGACAGCGCGCCUUGGGAAGCAGAGAAGGAAGGGGGCUGGCGUAGCUCUCAGUCAAAUGCUUUCACAUUGCACCAGAUUCCUGCAGAUGGGUUUAACCCACUCUCUGCAGGGCAUGUGUCUAUUCAGGGUUUCCCUUGAGGGGGAGGAGGCCCCCCCCAAGGGGGUGCGGCCACAGAGGGGGGGUGGGAAGGGAGAGCAGAAGCAGAGCGAAUGUAUUCACAGGAGGCCAUAAAUUAGCAUGGUGCCAUGUCCACCUGUUGUUCCUGGUAUCUGACAAAUGAUUGUAGACAAUGAUGGCAUUUUAUGAUUUUUUAUAAAGGUUUUGUUUGUUUUAAGGUGGAGAAGGAGGAGAGGCUGGGAUUGGGGAGCUUGGGGGAGUGGAAGCUUUUCUCAUGCUUGUGAUUUGGUGACUAUUCUAAAUGCUGAUUCAUUAGGGAUUAUUACAGCUGAUGUCAACUGGUUGUGGUGAUGGGGUGGGGGCAGAACAUGAGUGGAGAGAGAAAAAGGGCACAGGCUCAUUUCAAGUACAAUGAAGCCUUUACUAAACAGGAUGGUUCACAAAAAAGAUGUGAAUCCACAGUUAAAACAAAAGUGAUAUACAUGCACACAAGAAGUGAGUUCUGCAAGGAGUCCUGUGGAACGUGGCACAGUGGGGGGAAGGCUUCCCUCUCCCAGGCCGACCUCAGGAGGAGGUGGAGGAGAAAGGGUGGGCGUGGGCGGGGAAGGCAGAGAUCUCUGUUAUUCUGGUCCAUUUAAUGCUGUAACUUCUUUCAUUUAUUAUUUUAGCUUUAAAAAGAAAUAAAGGGUUCAGAUUUGAAAGGGGUGGGAUGGGUGGGUGGGGGGGAAUGCCAACAAAAGAACACUGAUUGUAAUGUGAGAAAAGUGUAUUUUUGUAUUUUAAUAAAUAUUGUUCAAUUUUUAAUCCAAUGUCCCCAAAGGGUUAAAUUGAAUAAGGUCCUAUAGAUCCUUAUAAGCAUUAACCAAGUCAUUUCUAUUUAAAGAAAAAAAGGCAAAGGGAGGGGAGACGUAAGGUGGGAGGGGAAGACAAUGUUAAAUUUCUUUCAAGUAUGGGAAAAUGCUAAAGCUGUCAACAGUCUUUCCUUAGCUUAAAUAAAAAGCACCCCAAUUCUAGUGCA